ACCUUGUCUCUCACUUCCUUGAUGAGUUGCCGCCGGUGACAUUUAAUAGCUUGGACGUUUCUACCCUUUUAUGUAAGAUGGAGCGUUUGCACUGUGAGAUCUGUGCUCUCAGACAGGUCGUCAAGCUUCAGGCUGAUGUUGGUGAGGAGUUACGUGUUGUUACCUCAACCAUCGAUCGCAGAGUUGCUGUAGUAGAACGACAUGUGAUGUCUGAUGGAAGGGAGCAGCUGGGUACGGACAUGCCUGGAGUGAGGAUCCAUGGCCUUGAUGCACAAGCCGGCGCUGCGGACGUAGCCGGGGAGAUUCCUGGAGUGCUGGAUGUGUUGGCUGGCUCCCAGGCCUCUACGGGCUCUGAGCUUUCUAAUGGUGAUGUAAUCCGGGACGGUCACGCCGGGGGUGUUGAUACUGAUAUUGUGAAUAAGAAUAUUGAAGGGGUUGCUGAUCUUCCUAAUUCCCCUAAGUGGAGUACGGUAGUGAAACAAGGCUGGCGUAAAAAGGAUAAGAGUCAUCCCGUUCGCAUAAAGCAGAGCAUUAAUAAAUCUGAGCGCAAGAGGCUGGAGCCUAUACAUGGAACUGGUGUGCAAGGUAAUAUAAAAGCUGUCCGGACAAAGCUUGUUAAUGUAUUUGCCACCAAAUUUCUUCCUGAUCUUGAUGCUGAGACACUUUGUAACUAUCUUAAAGAGAGACUUGGCCGUCAUGUUCAGUGUGAACGUAUUGUGACUGGGAAUACCAGAUGCAGCUCUUUUAAAGUCAGCGUUGAGUGUGAGGACGUCACUGAGGUGUACAAUUCGGAGCUGUGGCCAGAGGGAUCGCUGGUGCGGCGAUAUUAUGAGCCAAGGAAAGCAACGCGGAAGGGGACUGCUGAACUCUGUUAAUGAUAAAUUCUAUGGGGCUGGGGAGUCUACAGUAGACCUGACUAUGGGUAUUGUGAGGGGACGGAUAGCAGGGGGUGUGGCUAUCCUAUGGCAUAAAAGAUUGGACUCAGUGAUGAAUGUGGUAAGGACUGGGGUCGACUGGUGUAUUGCUGUUC
This is a messenger RNA of Monopterus albus (swamp eel), 1030 nucleotides long. RefSeq lists its product as uncharacterized. The record is from RefSeq and is a predicted model, not a curated record. Bases 78 to 875 code for a protein of 265 amino acids. The transcript is spliced from 2 exons. NCBI's taxonomy places the organism in Eukaryota, Metazoa, Chordata, Actinopteri, Synbranchiformes, Synbranchidae.